GCCUACGACAGACUUGGACGCCCUGAAAGAUCAAGGACGUGCCAUAGCAGAGAGCUGGAUUGGAAGAGGACCAGCCAGGACUAGAACCAGUGCUCAUAUGGGAUGCUGGAGCCACAGGCAGAGGAUUAACCUACUGUGCCACAGCACUAGGCCCUCGGUUGUGUCUUGAGGUUUUCUGAACACCUCUGUGUGAACACUGAUUCUGCACACGGGAGCCGGCUGCAGCUAGCUGGACGCAGGAGGGGACACAUGGAAGUGAUGGAGGUGGCCCGCCCACCAGCCAGGGCUCAGCUGAGUGCCGUGGCUGAUGCUUGCCCACGCUGCUGAGAAUGGCACCAAGCUCCAGUGUGGAACCAGGACAAAGGUUAGCCCGGGACACUCCUGGACACCGACCCUGAUGUCUGUUCGGAGCCGAGCACUCCAAGGUGUGAGAAGACAAAGAGGCACCGUUCACUGAGCCGCUGGUUCUUGCUGCUGAAGUUUCCCCGGGGCUGAGCAAGGAGGCCUCUCAGCUGUCUCCUGUUUCCCGUGCCUGGACCAGCCACACUCUCCUGGCACCGCCUCUCGGACAAGGGCUGACCUUGCCCAGCAGCCGAGCCCUGUCUGCGCCAUGGCGUCCGCCGAGCCCCUGACGGCGCUGUCCCGCUGGUAUCUGUACGCCAUCCACGGCUACUUCUGCGAGGUGAUGUUCACGGCGGCCUGGGAGUUCGUGGUGAACUUUAACUGGAAGUUCCCGGGGGUCACGAGCGUGUGGGCGCUCUUCAUCUACGGCACGUCCAUCCUCAUCGUGGAGCGCAUGUACCUGCACCUGCGCGGCCGCUGCCCGCUGCUGCUGCGCUGCCUCAUCUACACGCUCUGGACCUACCUGUGGGAGUUCACGACCGGCUUCAUCCUGCGCCAGUUCAACGCCUGCCCCUGGGACUACUCCCAGUUCGACUUUGACUUCAUGGGCCUCAUCACCCUGGAGUACGCGGUGCCCUGGUUCUGCGGCGCACUUAUCAUGGAGCAGCUCAUCAUCCGCAACACCCUGCGCCUGCGCUUCGACCGGGACGCCGAGCCCGGCCAGCCCGGCAGUGCCCUGGCCCUGGCCAAUGGCCACGUCAAGACUGACUGAGUGGGGGGGCUGGCGGCGGGGCCCGGGGGUCUCCUGUGGAACCCGUGGACAAAGAGACCAAGCUGGUGGCUUGUCCCCUCUGCACAGCACAAGCCCUUCUCGGGCUGGGCCUCACCCACAGCCCUGCCCUCUCCACUGUUGUGGGGUACGGUCAGAUGGUGAUGGGGGGCAGGGGGCCAGGGGGCCAGGCAGCAGAGGAGCACUGGGAAGGGGCCACAGGUCUGCACCCAGCUCAGAGGCUGGAAGCAGGAGGCCUGUCGCUGAGCAGCAAAUGGACCACAUGGAUGACUCUGGAAGCAGCAGGCCACGUCCUGGCUAAGGGAUGCUGACACUGGGGCCGCAGGUGGGAGGCAAGGCCAGAGGAGGCUCUGGGCUGCUGCUGUGGUCGUGUCCCUCCCUCUCACCUGGAUUUAGCUGGGCUUUGGCUGGCUCCAUUAGGCAAUAUUCAGGUGCUUGCUUGCAACCAAUACCUCCCCAGGGGCCUGCUGAGCUACAAGCCUAAGAGAGACUGGGCAGCCAGGAGGCUGCGCCGUGGCCAGGCUGGUCUGGGAGGGCUGGGACACCUUCCCUUGGCUCCUCUCCCCUCCCCCAGGGCCCUUCGCUGCUCCUUCGGCCUUCUGGGGGUCCAUGUGGUGCUGGAUUCCCACCAACCUUGGGCUUUUGGAGGUAUCAAUCCCCGUGUGUUCGGUGGCGUUUCCCCUUUUCUCUUGUUUUCAAGGCCUUGACCACUUUAGCCCUUUUAUCCAUGUUGAUCACGAUGUCCACUCCCAUCCCAGCUCCCUGGCCAACACAGCCGCUGCCAGAUGUAAAAACCUGGGACAGACCUCCCCCCACCCCACCCUCCCCACCCCGCCAGCCUCUUGGAGCUUUGCCCGCACUCCUGUGUGGGCCUGAAGACGGGGCAGUCCUUGAGCUAUGCCUCCACACCCCUAGUCUGGUGGGCUGUCCCUGCACCUACUCCCUGCAGGGUCCCAGACUAAAACAAAGGACACCCCACCCCACCCCCACUCCCUGCACAGUCAGGCCAAGAUGGGCCCUGUGGAUCUACAAUGGAAACACAGAAGGAAAUCGGCUGGGGAGAAGGUUGCAUUUGCCUUGAUUGGUAUAUUCACAUGUCAAUCAGGGAAUCUCGCUUUCUAGGGGUUGGAGGAGCAGAUCUCCAGUGUUGGAGACCCAUGGAAGAUGAGGAGGAAGAAGACGACUGUCAGCUUUGGCUCUUCGGGGCACCCCCCCCCUCCAUGGGGAGGUACCAGUGCUGAUCCUGCCAUAGCCCCAGCUCUGCAGAAAAACCUCAGGACUGCUCUUCUGCCUCCCACCCCCCAGCAAGGCCAACCCUGUGUGCUUACUCCUUAAACAGUAUUGACCCUGCCACUGUCAUGGGCAUUGUCACCUUGGUUGUCCCCUUAAUCCCCGUGACGGGUCCAUUGCUGGCAGUGGACAGCUGGGAGCCUCAUUCCAGCCCACUUCUCUUCUGCUCUCCCCUCCGGCUUGAGGAAGUGGCCCGACCCAUGGUCAUGGUCUUUUCUUGAGUGCACUAGAACUCCUAGGUGGAAAUUAGCCUUUCCCUUUCUGUAGAUCGUUGCAAAGUGGGAUGCCGCCUCCAGAGCGACACCCCUUCCCUGCUGGCUGCUCCUCCUUGACCAUGCAGGCAGCCCGAGCUGGGCCACUGGCUGGUCUGCAGCAUGGUGCAUGGCAGCGGCGUGCUGGCUCAGGAGACCGGCUUGGAGCCUGCCUUUGACAGAAUUUCCCUGCAGCCGGCCAUGGCCAGGGCAGGGUGAUGGGCAUUUGCCAGCCUACUUUCCGCUCAGAUCCGUGCAGUCCAGGGAUGAGCUAUAUUCUGCGGGGGCCGGCCCUGCCUUUGAUUUCACUGUGGUCCCAAUUCCAGGGCGCCAGGAGCUAUGGGGAGUUGGGCUUCCUGUGGGUGUGGGUUGCUUCCCACCUACAGGUGGAGUGUUCCAGAAGGAGCAUACCGUCUGGCUUCACGGUUCUCCCUUGGCAAUUGUUUUUUUGAGUCCUCUUCUCCAAUUCCAUGUCUUGGUCUCCUGGACCUCAACAUGUGGGCCCCUUGACCACACCAUCCAUGUUCUUACUCCUCUCCUAAAUCGAAUCCAGUGGCCAGCUUGCCUGAGUCUCCCAGCACGAGGCCCCCACGGUCCUCGGCCAGAGCAAAACCCUAGGACGGCCCUCUGGGUUGCACCAUUCGGGAUGCCUUGUGGGCAUCCCCUGGCGCCACUUUCUUUCUGGGCCCAGUAACACUCAGGUGCAGGAGUCCCUGGAGCAAGCCUGCUGUGCCCGGCAGCUGUUUCUUCUCUGGCCCCUUGCAGGGCACAGAGCCCUCAAAGGGGAGGUUGCUGCCAGUGGCCUGAUCUGCAGGUUGUCUCACCAGAGGUAGCCCAGACUUCAACUCCUGCUUUUCCGGGGGAGUAUCUUCAAGGCCCCGACCCCUCCGUGCCCAGAGACUCAGCAUUUGGAGUAGUGCCAGCCCUGCCAAGCAGCAGGGUGCUGGUAGGCAGAGUCUGCUGGCUGUUCAUGACCCUUUGGUGUCCUCGGCCCCUCUUCUGCCAGACGCAGCGCACCUCUGAGUGACAGGUCACGGUGUGCUGCCCUGCAUGGUUGAACUGCUUCUGAUGUCAGCUAGGCAUCCCGCCCCACAUCCCUAACCCUACCCCUUUUCUAUGCCGGUGAGUCACAAUGGCCUAUGCUUAUUCACAGCAAUAAUACCUAGGGAGUGUCCAUGAAGCCUCCUGUGCUCGCCCCUUGCUCUGCAUGGGUGUCCUGGGGAGGCUGGCACUGAGCCAGUCAGAUUACGAGAACCUGCCUUUAGGGAGCCCUGGGCUUGUGCAUUCACCAUCAUCGGGGAGGCAGACAGGCCCAUGGCUCAAGGAGCUUUGGCUACGACAGGGACAGUGCCUUCUAUCCUGAGGUCACCCCAGACCUGGAGGGGCUGCAGGCCCUGGCUCUGCCUAGGAGCCCAUGAAGGGGGUGGGACUGGCUCCUAACUGGGCAGCUCCUGAGAAGGCCAUGGCUGGUGUGCACCCAUCGCCUGCUCUGUGUCUCUGUUGGUCUCUCUGUCUAUUCCUUUUCACAUUCGUGCACAUAAAAUAUACUGGUGUUUGUGUUCCA
Lepus europaeus (European hare) is the source of this 4237-nucleotide messenger RNA. It is a transcript of the gene TMEM229B, whose product is annotated as transmembrane protein 229B. NCBI's taxonomy places the organism in Eukaryota, Metazoa, Chordata, Mammalia, Lagomorpha, Leporidae. Bases 611 to 1114 code for a protein of 167 amino acids. The transcript is spliced from 6 exons. The record is from RefSeq and is a predicted model, not a curated record.